AAGGAUCUGUACAAGGUUGUCAUGAUGGAGGAUCACCGGCCCCUCACAUCACCAGUUAAGGAAGAGAGAAGAACACCGGAGAGAUGUCCCAGUCCUUUUCUUCCUCGGGAUGGGUCAGAAGAACGUCACAAUGUUCCACUGGAUGAUCAGGUAGAUGGAGCAAAGGACGUCAUGAUGGAGGAUCACCGACCCCUCACAUCACCAGUUAAGCAAGAGAGAAGAACACCAGAGAGAUGUCCCAGUCCUCUUCUUCCACGGGAUGGUUCAGAAGGACUCAUUUUACUGUCAGAUGACUGUACCAGGAGCUCAGAGAAACAUCCGAAAGCUUCAGACUUUAAAGCAGAUAAUCAUGGUUUCAAGCAAGAUACAUAUGAAGAGCAUGCCAUUAUCUCAGAUAAACUCUCAGCCUUUAACAGCAAAGAUCCAUCAUCUGAUCCUUUGGAUCAGUUCCAAUCUUCUGAUUCAUCACUGCAAAAUAAAAGUAACAGAAGGAGUGAACAUGAAAGAACUCACACUGGGAAGAAGUCAUUUUCCUGUUUAGAAUGUGGAAAAUGUUUUAACUAUAAAUCAAAUCUUGUUAAACAUGAGAGAAUUCACACAGGAGAGAAACCAUAUUCAUGUUCAGAAUGUGAAAAGCAUUUUAGCCGUAAAUCAGCUCUUGUUAUACAUGAGAGAAUUCACACAAGAGAGAAGCCUUAUUCAUGUUCAGAAUGUGAAAAGAAUUUUAGCCGUAAAUCAGCUCUUGUUAUACAUAAGAGAAUUCACACAGGAGAGAAGCCAUAUUCCUGCUCAGAAUGUGAAAAAUGUUUUCACCAGAAAUCAGAUCUUUUGAAGCAUGAGAGAAUUCAUACAGGAGAGAAGCCCUAUUCAUGUUCAGAAUGUGAAAAGCAUUUUAACCGUAAAUCCGCUCUUGUUAUACAUAAGAGAAUUCACACAGGAGAGAAGCCAUAUACCUGCUCAGAAUGUGAAAAAUGUUUUCACCAGAAAUCUGAUCUUUUGAAACAUGAGAGAAUUCAUACAGGGGAGAAACCAUUUUCCUGUUCACAAUGUGGGAAAUUUUUUAAUCGGAAAUCACAUCUUUUACAACAUGAAAAGGUUCACACAGGUGAGAAGCCAUUGUCAUGCGCAGAAUGUGGAAAAUGUUUUAACUAUAAAUCAGAUCUUAUUAUACAUGAGAGAAUUCACACAGGGGAAAAACCAUUUUCCUGCUUAGAAUGUGGGAAAAGUUUUAAUCAUAAAUCUAAUCUUGUUGCACAUCAAAGAAAUCACACAGGGGAGAAGCCAUUUUGCUGUUUAGAAUGUGGGAAAUGUUUUACAGAUAAAUCACAACUAGUUAGACAUAAGAGUGUCCACACAGGGCAGAUGCCAUUUUCCUGCUCAGAAUGUGGAAAAUGUUUUAGCUAUAAAUCAAAUCUUAUUAAACAUGAGACAAUUCACACCGGGGCAAAGCCAUUUUCAUGUUCAGAAUGUGGAAGAUAUUUUAACUCUAAGUCAAAUCUUGUUAAACAUGAGAGAAUUCACACAGGAGAGAAGCCCUAUUCAUGUUCAGAUUGUGAAAAGCAUUUUAGCCGUAAAUCACAUCUUGUUACUCAUCAGAGAAUUCACACAAGGGAUAAGUUAUUUUCCUGCUCAAAUGUUGAAAAAGGUUUUAACCAGAAAUUGGAUCUUAUUAAAAAUGAGAAAAUUCACACAGGGGAGCAGCCAUUUUCCUGUUCAGAAUGUGGGAAAUGUUUUAAAAGUAAGUAUUAUCUUGAUAGGCAUGAGAAAAUUCACACAGGGGAGAAACCAUUUUCGUGUUCAGAAUGUGAGAAAUGUUUUAACCGCAAAUCAAAUCUUGUUGAACAUGUAAAAAUUCAUAGAGGGGAGAAGGCGUUUUCUUGUUCAGAAUGUGGGAAAUGUUUUAACCGGAAAUCAAAUCUUGUUAUACAUCAGAGAAUUCACACAGGGGAGAAGUGUAAACAGCGGAGGCAGUUCGAAGAACCGGAGAGGCGGAGAACAGUUAAGAAAGAGAUAAGAACACCGGAGAGAUGUCCCAGUCCUCUUCUUCCACAGGAUGGUUCAGAAGAACAUCACAAUGUCCCACAGGAUGAUCAGCUUCUGAAUCCGGGUGAAGAUCUGAACAUUAUAUAUGUUACAGAGACACAUCUGAGGGGAGAGGAGCAGAGUAUAGGGGACAUUCCUACAGAUAACCGCCCAGAGAGGAGCACAGAGGAUACAUAUGAAAAGCAUGUCACCAUCUCAGAUGUAUUCUCGGCCUUUAACAGUAAAGAUCUAUCAUCUGAUUUUUUGGAUCGGUACCAAUCUUUUGAUUCAUCACAGACUGUUAAGCAAAAUGAAAGUCACAGAAGGAGUGAACAUCAAACACAUUACACAGGGGAGAACACUUUUUCAUGUUUACAAUGUGGACAAUGUUUUAACAAAAAGUCAAAUCUUGUUGCUCAUGAAAGAAAUCACACAGGAGAGAAGCUGUAUUCAUGUUUAGAAUGUGGAAAACAGUUUAACCAUAAAUCAAACCUUGUUAAACAUGAGAAAUUUCACACAGGGGAAAAGCCAUAUUUAUGUUCAGAAUGUGGGAAACGUUUUGUCUAUAAAUCAGAUCUUAUUACACAUCUGAGAAUUCACACAGGGGAGAAGCCAUAUUCAUGUUCAGAAUGUGAAAAACACUUUAACCGCAAAGCACAUCUUGUUAUACAUGAGAGAAUUCACACAAGGGAGAAGUCAUUUUCAUGCCCAGAAUGUAGGAAAUGUUUUAUAGAUAAAUCAGCUCUUGUUACACAUCAGAGAAUUCACACAGGGGAGAAGCCAUUUUCCUGCUUAGAAUGUGGAAAAUGUUUUAGCGAUAAGUCAGCUCUUUUAAGACAUAAGAAAAUUCACACAGGAAAGAAGCCUUUUUCAUGUUCAGAUUGUGGAAAAUCUUUCUACCAGAAGACAAAUCUUGUUGCACAUCAAAGAAGUCACACAGGGGAGAAGCCAUUUUCAUGUUCAGAAUGUGGAAAAUCUUUCAACCGCAAAUCAAGUCUUGUUACGCAUCACAGAAUUCACACAGGGGAAAAGCCAUUUUCAUGUUCAGAAUGUGGGAAAGCUUUCAACCAGAAAGGAGAUCUUGUUAAACAUCAGAGAGUUCACACAGGGGAGAAGCCAUUUUCAUGUUCAGAAUGCAGUAAAUGUUUUAACCAUAAAUUUGAUUUUGAUAAACAUCAGAUAAUUCACACAGGGGAGAAGCCAUUUUCAUGCCCAGAUUAUGAGAGCCAUUCUGAUGUGCAAUAUAUGGGAAGUGUUUUAGCCAAUAGUCAGUUCUAGUUGGCUAUUAAACAAUUUAGAAAAAUAUUUUAUGUCCACAAUGUGGGAAAUGUUUUAUCCAUACAUCACAUCUACUUAAAUAUUAAAGGGGUUAUGUGAGCCUGGAAAUGACCCCC
This is a messenger RNA of Bufo gargarizans (Asiatic toad), 3416 nucleotides long. Its product is annotated as zinc finger protein 271-like. Bases 22 to 3300 code for a protein of 1092 amino acids. Lineage: Eukaryota; Metazoa; Chordata; Amphibia; Anura; Bufonidae. Gene Ontology annotation, biological process: regulation of transcription by RNA polymerase II. Gene Ontology annotation, cellular component: nucleus. Gene Ontology annotation, molecular function: DNA-binding transcription activator activity, RNA polymerase II-specific; RNA polymerase II cis-regulatory region sequence-specific DNA binding. The record is from RefSeq and is a predicted model, not a curated record. The transcript has 8 exons.